CCAAGCAACAUUUAUUAUUUCUUAUACUUUCUUAAAUUAAAACAACCGUUUUUUUUUUUAUAUAUAAUUACAUAAAUAGUAAAAUGUAAUUAAAUGCAAAAUAGGUUUAUAUUUAGACAACCUUAUAGUUAGACAACCAAGGAGAUGGCAUCAACACGAGUAAUCAAUUGCAUUUUGUACAAAAGAUUUGUAGCAGUCUGUAGUCUAAGAAAUGUAUACAUUUUUUCUAAUUUUAGUAAUAAUUCUAAUUUUCGACAAAAUGCAUUAUAUUGUACAAAAAAAUCAAUUGCUAAAACAGAUCAUGUCGAACAUGAAAAUAAAAUCCAAGUUGGAUUUGCGGAUGUAGUUAAAGAAAAUACAAAAUCUAUUGGAUAUUUAGGUGUAAUAAUUUGUGGUAUAGGAAUUACUGCUUUCAUGUUUUAUAUGAUUUUUGAUGAAUUAUUUUCCAAUAAAAGUCCAAACAGCGUAUACAGUAAAGCAUUGGAUCGCUGCAUCAAACAUCCUAAAGUAACAGAUGCCCUAGGAGAACCAAUAAAAGCAUAUGGAGAAGAGAGCAGACGUGGACGUAGAAGUCACAUAAGUCAUAUUACCUUUGAAAAGGAUGGAGUACGUCAUAUGAGAAUGAAAUUUUAUAUUCAAGGUAUAAGGAGACGCGCAACUGUGAAUUUAGAAGUACAAGAAGAUGAAUCUGGCAAUUAUGUGUACAGAUAUUUAUAUGUACUUGUGGAUGAUAUUUUGCAAACUAUUAUUAAAAUAGAAGACAACAGAGAGCAAAAGAGGCGCUCCAUUACCGAAGCAGAACUUGAAUGGAAUUAAUAUGUUAGAUCUUCCUAAUUAAUAUUUGGUACAUUAUGUAUAGAAACUUUUGUAAAAUUUGUGUCAAAUAAAUAUAGUGAUAGGUAAAAAAAAAA
Messenger RNA from Bombus terrestris (buff-tailed bumblebee), 911 nucleotides. Its product is annotated as mitochondrial import inner membrane translocase subunit Tim21. Gene Ontology annotation, cellular component: TIM23 mitochondrial import inner membrane translocase complex. NCBI's taxonomy places the organism in Eukaryota, Metazoa, Arthropoda, Insecta, Hymenoptera, Apidae. The transcript is spliced from 5 exons. The record is from RefSeq and is a predicted model, not a curated record. Gene Ontology annotation, biological process: protein import into mitochondrial matrix. The coding region runs from base 145 to 816 and encodes 223 amino acids.